This is a messenger RNA of Lichtheimia ornata, 561 nucleotides long. RefSeq lists its product as uncharacterized. Bases 1 to 561 code for a protein of 186 amino acids. Gene Ontology annotation, molecular function: mRNA 5'-diphosphatase activity. Gene Ontology annotation, biological process: nuclear-transcribed mRNA catabolic process; NAD-cap decapping. Gene Ontology annotation, cellular component: nucleus; cytosol. NCBI's taxonomy places the organism in Eukaryota, Fungi, Mucoromycota, Mucoromycetes, Mucorales, Lichtheimiaceae. The record is from RefSeq and is a predicted model, not a curated record. The transcript is spliced from 4 exons.
AUGUGCACGGCAACCGAACCAAAGGGAACACCGGAUCCAGAUGAUGUGCCUAAUACCAAUGUCCAAUACUGUGUGGCGGUGAAAACGAGGCUUGGCAGAAACACAAUUGCAAUGGGAGCUGAAGUGGAUUGCAUUGAAGGCGAGAAACCAAAGGAUGGCAAUCUUUUACGGCAAUACGUCGAGCUCAAGACGUCGAGGAGGAUGGAUACCCAGCGACAAAAGGAAAACUUUGAACGUCUUAAGCUUCUCAAGUUUUGGGCGCAGUCCUUUUUGAUUGGUGUUCCCAAGGUGAUUUGUGGGUUUCGAGACAACGAUGGUGUAUUUAGCCAUUUGGAGGCUUUCAAAACAUUGGAAAUCCAACGCAAAAUGAGACACGGUGCAGGGGUAUGGAAAAUGAUCCCAGAGUUACAUAUUCGAUCGUGUGGAAUGCCCCAAUGGAGCGAGAUUCGAGUAUCAUGUGCUGGACAUGUCAAUGCGUUCCCUCCCCAGUGGUAUCUUGAUGGCGAGGCAAGUCAUGGUACUGGUGGCCCUAGAGCGCAACAAGGAUCAAGCAGCAAGUAG